AUGGACGCAUACGAAGAAACAGGUUCAGAACAUACUGAUGAUGGAAAGGUAGAUGAGAUCGCUUUCAUGGCUAUUGGAGAUUCCGACGUGGAAGAAGAAAAAGCAAAAUCUGAGAUUGUGCAGAGAAACGGUGAAACAAGCAACAAUGAUCACAAAAUUGCUCUUAUCAGCAAAACAUUUCUGAUUUCACCAUUGCCGGUAGCGUCUCUGAACUCGUUACGGUGCGAUCCCGGGUACUUGAUUCCAAAUUAUCCGGUGGGCGGUAAUGGCGGUGAUAGUGGAUUUCAGUAUCUGAUCAACAUUUUGGGUGCGAGAGUGUAUGACGUGGCACACGAAUCGCCAUUACAGCUCGCGCCGAAGCUUUCACAGAAGCUCGGAGUUAAUGUCUGGCUUAAACGAGAGGAUCUUCAACCCGUCUCCUCAUUUAAUCUUAGAGGAGCAUACAAUAUGAUGGCAAAACUCUCAGAGGAGGAGCUGAAAAGAGGUGUCAUUUGCUCAUCAGCUGGGAAUCAUGCUCAAGGUGUUGCAUUAGCUUCUCACAAACUUGGCUGCAAUGCUAUCAUUGUCAUGCCUGUUACAACACCAGAGAUUAAGUGGAAAUCAGUUGAGAGGUUAGGUGGUAAUGUUGUUCUUAUGGGAGACGCGUAUGAUGAAUCACAAGCAUACGCCAAAAAGAGGGCCGAAGAGGAAGGCCGAACAUUCAUCCCUCCUUUCGAUCAUCCAGAUGUCAUUGCAGGGCAAGGUACUAUAGGUAUGGAGAUCAAUCGUCAACUGAAAGAUAAAAUUCACGCGGUAUUUGUACCUGUUGGUGGAGGGGGACUUAUAGCUGGUAUUGCUGCAUAUAUGAAAAGAGUUGCCCCUGAUGUAAAGAUUAUUGGAGUUGAACCAUGUGAUGCAAAUGCAAUGGCAAUGUCAUUACACUAUGGUCACAGAGUCAUACUGGACCAAGUUGGAAAUUUUGCAGAUGGCGUAGCUGUUAAAGUUGUUGGUGAAGAAACUUUCCGUCUCUGUAAGGAACUAAUAGACGGGGUGGUCCUAGUUAAUUGCGAUGCUAUAUGUGUAUCGAUAAAGGACAUGUUUGAAGAAAAAAGGAGCAUAUUAGAGCCUGCAGGUGCACUUGCACUUGCAGGAGCUGAAGCAUACUGCAAGUACUAUGGCCUCAAGGAUGAAAAUGUAGUAGCAAUAACAAGUGGAGCCAAUAUAAACUUUGACAGACUAAGAUUGAUAAGCCAACUUGCAGAUGCUGGUAGAAAUUGCGAAGCUGUGCUAGCUACUUGUAUGCCAGAAGAGCCCGGAAGCUUCAAACGGUUUUGUAAACAGAUUGGACCAACGAUGAAGUUUAUUGAAUUCAAGUACAGAUAUGAUUCUAGAGAUGAAAAGGCUCUAGUGCUUUACAGGGUUGCUCAUCAAACGAAAUCGGAACUUGAAGCUCUGAUGGAGAAGAUGAGAUCAGCAAUACUGCACACUGUUAAUCUUAGAGAUAAUGAUUUGGUCAAAGAUCACUCGAGACAUUUGACAGGCGGUAGAUCAAAUCUUCACAAUGAGCUUCUUUGUCAAUUCAUUUUCCCCGAGAAGGCUGGUGCUUUGUCAAAGACUAUAGAUGCUUUCAGCCCGCGUUGGAAUAUAAGUUUGAUCCAUUAUCGCACACAGGUACAUAUUGGUGCAAAUGUUUUAGUUGGCAUACAAGUUCCACAGGACGAGUUUGAUGAAUUCCAAGAUUGUGCUCGUAGACUCGGUUAUAAGUAUGUUGUGAAGAAUAUCAAAUGA
Solanum verrucosum is the source of this 1767-nucleotide messenger RNA. Its product is annotated as threonine dehydratase 1 biosynthetic, chloroplastic-like. The record is from RefSeq and is a predicted model, not a curated record. Bases 1 to 1767 code for a protein of 588 amino acids. Gene Ontology annotation, molecular function: threonine deaminase activity. The transcript has 10 exons. Gene Ontology annotation, biological process: L-threonine catabolic process. Lineage: Eukaryota; Viridiplantae; Streptophyta; Magnoliopsida; Solanales; Solanaceae.